AAUUCAACAAAUGUAUUGGAUGAAGUUACAUCUACAUGAACAAUAAUGAAGGAUGAACAACCAGAAAUAGGAGAUCUGAAAGACUUUCUGAUCAAAGCAGGCCAAGGAGUGAAAGGUUUAUCAGAGAUGGAAAUUACAGACUUGCCAAAACAAUACAUACAACCUCAAUCAGAAAGACUCUGUAACAUGAAAACCGUUGAAGAAACAUCGAUCCCCAUAAUCGACGUUUCCAAUUGGGACGAUCCAAAUGUUAUAAAAUCAGUAUGUGGUGCUGCUCAGAAAUGGGGAUUCUUUCAUAUCAUCAACCAUGGUGUGCCACUUGAGGUUCUUGAGAGUGUGAAGAAAGCAACUAUCAUGUUCUUUGCGUUGAAACCGGAGGAAAAGAGGAAGUAUUUCAAGGAGAAUUCUUCGAGCAAUCAUGUUAGGUUAAGUACUAGCUUCGUUCCCGAGGCUGAGAAUGCUUUGGAAUGGAAGGAUUACCUUAGCCUGUUUUAUGUUGAUGAUGAUGAAGCUCUUGCUAUCUGGCCUGCUAUUUGCAGGGACCAACUUCUGGAUUACAUGAAGAACUGCCAAGUUCUGAUAAAGUCCCUUCUGCAAGUCUUGAUGACAGGACUCAACAUUCAUGAGAUCAAUGAGAAAAAUUGGUCACUUCUUGCAGGGUCCAAAAGGAUUAAUCUCAACUUCUACCCAAUAUGUCCGAAACCCGAACUUACAGUGGGAGUAGGGCGGCACUCUGACGUAUCCACAUUCACGAUCCUCCUGCAGGACGAUAUUGGCGGACUCUAUGUUCGAGCACCCGACGAAGAAGGCUGGGCCCACGUGCCGCCUAUUCCCGGGGCACUGGUGAUAAACAUUGGUGAUGCCCUGCAAAUCAUGAGCAAUGGCAAGUACAAAAGCAUUGAACACCGUGUUAUAGCGAAUGGAAGUAAAGACAGGAUAUCAAUUCCCCUGUUUGUGAACCCUAAGCCAAGUGAGGUGAUUGGACCUCUAGAGGAAGUGUUGGAAGAGAGUGAUGAGAAAGCUAAAUAUAAGAAGGUGUUGUAUUCUGAUUACACUUUGUACUUUUACAGGAAGGCUCAUGAUGGAAAGGCUACCCUUGAAUUUGCUAAGAUAUGAUCAGAAACUAAAUAUAUAAAGAAAUUUAAGGUUACUUGUUAAAGAUCAAAAAGUUUGGAUACACAUUUUUUUAUUUAGUUCUCGAUUGGUAGUUCAAUGUUAUGUAUUAGAACAAGAUAUAAAGCUUAUGUUACAAACACCUGUGUAUCAGUGAUAAGAAAGUAAUAAAGAUACCCAGUCAAGCAGAAGAUAUGUACCAUAUAUUCAAGCAGUCUGCCUGGGAAAAUUCAGGUAAUUUAUCAGAUUAAACAAGUGAAGGAAUUAGCAAACGCAGCUUUCUUAAUCUUAUGUUUGCAUGGUAAAGAAAAUUACAUGUAUGCCAUCAUUACUUCUGAUGCAGUAAAGAACUUAUUAACCUGUUGCAGAAUUGGUGAACUACUUAAUAAUAACCCCAGUUUCCUACUCAAUAUACCAGUAUAAACAAUUCUCAACAUCUGAUAGACAUAUAUGCUAACUGAUAUUGAUAAGCAGCUUGUUGCUUCAAAUCCUACUUCGUACUGAUAGCUCUUGCUUUACCUGAUCUCUUAAUACCCGUCUCAGUAAUUUGUUUGUGACAGUUCGUGGAAACUCCAGAAGAAUUUUUACUAAACUCACCU
Messenger RNA from Spinacia oleracea (spinach), 1712 nucleotides. Its product is annotated as feruloyl CoA ortho-hydroxylase F6H1-2-like. Bases 46 to 1116 code for a protein of 356 amino acids. The transcript is spliced from 2 exons. The record is from RefSeq and is a predicted model, not a curated record. NCBI's taxonomy places the organism in Eukaryota, Viridiplantae, Streptophyta, Magnoliopsida, Caryophyllales, Amaranthaceae.